AUGUACUGUGAAAUCUGCAGAAGGCCUGUUUGUCAUCUUUGUAAACUGGGUGGAUGUCAUGCAAACCAUAGAGUAACAACCAUGAGAACUGCCUACAAAACCCUUAAGGAGAAGCUUUCAAAAGAUAUUGAGUACCUCAUCAGUAAGGAGAGCCAGGUGAAAGCUCACAUCACACAGCUGGAUCUGCUGCUGAAAGAAACAGAGUGCAACAGUGAACGAGCUAAAGAAGAAGCAUCUCAGAGCUUUGAGAAAUUAUCUCAUGUCCUAGAAGAGAAGAAGUCCGCAGCUCUUAGGGCAAUUGAAACUUCUAAGAAUUUAAGGCUGGAAAAAUUGCAAACGCAAGCAGAGGAAUAUCAAGGGCUCCUGGAAAAUAAUGGCCUUGUAGGAUAUGCUCAAGAGGUGCUUAAAGAAACUGAUCCAUCUUGUUUUGUUCAAACAGCAAAACAGCUUCAUGACAGAAUCCAAAAAGCUACUGAAUCUCUGAAGAGCUUCAGGCCAGCAGCUGAAACUACUUUUGAAGACUUUGUGGUGGACAUAGCUAAGCAAGAAGAGAUCCUUGGUGACUUGUCCUUCCAUUCCAAUGGUCUAGAAAUACCAGAAAUCAAUGAAGAGCAGAGCAGAAUGUACAACAAAGCUCUGAUCAGCUGGGAAUGCCCUGGGAAGACAGACUCAGCUGAUAUCUAUGUUCUUGAGUAUCGUAAGCUUAAUAGAGAAGAGGAGAGUGCGACGUGGCAGGAGAUCAAAGUUUGCAGCAAGAGCAAAGUAAUAUCUGAUCUUGAUGAUGACAGCUCCUAUGCCUUUAGAGUUCGAGGAUAUAAAGGGUCCAUCUGUAGCCCUUGGAGCCGAGAAGUUAUUUUGCGUACGCCUCCAGCUCCAGUUUUCAGUUUUCUUUUUGAUGACAAAUGUGGGUACAACAGCGAACAUCUCCUGCUGAACCCAGGAAGAACCUCUGUGGAAAGCAGGGCUGGAUUUCCUCUACUGCUGGGAUCUGAGCGCAUGCAGGUCGGAUGCUACACAACCCUGGAUUACAUCAUUGGCGACACCGGGAUUGCCAAAGGGAAGCACGUCUGGGCUUUUCGUGUGGAAGCCUAUUCAUACCUGGUGAAAGUGGGAGUUGUUUCUAGCAACCAGAUACAGAAAUUGUUCCAUAAUACCCAUGAUGUGACCAGCCCAAGGUACGAGCAAGACAGUGGUCAUGACAGUGGGAGUGAAGAUGCCUUCUUUGACUCACCACAGCCUUUCACACUGGUCACUUUAGGCAUGAAGAAGUUCUUUAUCCCCACAACACCUGCUGCCCCCAAGGAUCCAGCGAGCAGAAUCCUUCCCCUGCCAUCGUGCUUGGGCAUCUGCCUCGACUGUGACAAAGGCAAGGUGGGGUUCUACGACGCAGGCCGUAUGAAAUGCCUUUAUGAGUGCGAGGUGGACUGCUCUGGCAUAAUGUACCCAGCAUUUGCCUUAAUGGGUGGUGCAGCAGUUCAUCUUGAGGAACCUGUCACAGCAAAGUACGGGGAGUACCACGACGACAUCUAG
Gavia stellata (red-throated loon) is the source of this 1530-nucleotide messenger RNA. Its product is annotated as E3 ubiquitin-protein ligase TRIM36-like. Gene Ontology annotation, molecular function: protein binding; zinc ion binding. The transcript has 7 exons. Lineage: Eukaryota; Metazoa; Chordata; Aves; Gaviiformes; Gaviidae. Bases 1 to 1530 code for a protein of 509 amino acids. The record is from RefSeq and is a predicted model, not a curated record.